UGAAAGGGAAACCCAUCUAAUCCCAAAAUCCAAUGAUCCUAUCUUCGUCAUCAACUCAUUGGUGGGAAGGAUGUGUCUAUCUAUCACCAUUUGCCAACCCCACUCUUUCCUCUUUUUGUUUUCCCCAUUAGUUUCUUGUACUUUUUCACUAUCCUUUGUUUAUUAGUUUCUUACACACCCAACCAUGGCGAAGAAGGCAAUUAUGACUACUACCACAUUCACUCUUACAAACACUACGACUUUCGUGACAAGCGCCUAAGUACAACAAACCUUUAGAUCCAACCACCCAUUUUAUAUAAGUAACUAAUAGUCUAAUAGCACCGCACAUCCAAACAAUCACCAAAAUCCUCAAAGAAAAAGAAAAAAAACACAGACACAGACACAGACACAGACACACAAUAUGAGUUCUGUGAAUCUGAACAUAUGGGCACGACCCAAUUUUAUGUUCAAUCAAGCCAUCAGAUUCAGAUCCCCAACUUUUCUACCCAUUUCUUCCAUUACCACCGCAAAACCACAAAGGCAUCAACUUUACUCUUUUUCUUCUCUCUCAGUCUCGGCUGUGCUCACUAAGGAAGAAACCCUGGAAACGGAAGAGAAAGAGAAACCCAGUUUCAAUUUCAAGUCCUACAUGGUUCAGAAAGCGAGCAGAGUGAACCAGGCCUUAGACGACGCCGUUUCGCUACGAGAACCGCAGAAGAUCCACGAGGCCAUGCGGUACUCGCUCCUCGCCGGCGGCAAGCGCGUGCGCCCUGUGCUCUGCGUCGCCGCCUGCGAACUAGUCGGCGGAACAGAAUCCAUGGCGAUGCCGGCGGCCUGCGCCGUCGAGAUGAUCCACACCAUGUCGCUUAUCCACGACGACCUUCCCUGCAUGGACAACGACGAUCUCCGGCGAGGGAAGCCGACAAAUCACAAGGUCUUCGGCGAGGAUGUGGCGGUCCUCGCCGGCGAUGCCUUGCUCGCCUUCGCAUUCGAGCACAUCGCUGUCUCCACUGCCGGCGUGCCAUCUGCUAGGAUUGUCCGGGCAAUCGGAGAACUGGCUCAGUCCAUUGGCUCCGAAGGCCUCGUCGCCGGACAAGUGGUGGACAUCAGUUCCGAAGGGUUAUCCGAUGUGGGGUUGGAGAGGCUCGAGUUCAUUCACCUUCAUAAAACGGCGGCGUUGCUGGAAGGUGCGGUUGUUCUUGGUGCGAUUCUAGGUGGUGGUUCCGAUGAAGAGGUUGAGAAGUUGAGGAAUUUUGCAAGGUGCAUAGGGUUGCUAUUUCAGGUGGUGGAUGAUAUUCUUGAUGUUACUAAGUCAUCACAAGAAUUGGGUAAGACCGCAGGGAAGGACUUGGUGGCUGAUAAGGUUACUUACCCUAAGCUCUUGGGGAUAGAGAAAUCUAAGGAAUUUGCUGAAAAAUUGAACAAGGAUGCACAAGAACAGCUUUCUGGGUUUGACCCUCAUAAAGCUGCUCCUUUGAUUGCUUUAGCCAAUUACAUUGCUUACAGGCAAAACUAGACUCUGUUGUAUAAUAAUUGUUGUUUAGGCAAUUUAGUUUUAUUGCAACUAGGAGUGUAUCAUACAAUCUUUCCUUUUCUAUGUGCCUUUGCCUUCAAUUUUGUAUGAUGCAUAAUACCUUGAAUUUGUAAUUAAAUGUUAUAUCUUUAACGAGUAAGUUUACCUGUUUUUCCAUUUUACAAU
Molecule: messenger RNA, 1678 nt
Organism: Gastrolobium bilobum
Lineage: Eukaryota; Viridiplantae; Streptophyta; Magnoliopsida; Fabales; Fabaceae
Product: geranylgeranyl pyrophosphate synthase, chloroplastic-like
Exons: 1
Coding region: 401-1495 (364 amino acids)
Biological process (GO): isoprenoid biosynthetic process
Molecular function (GO): geranylgeranyl diphosphate synthase activity
Source: RefSeq, a predicted model, not a curated record